Messenger RNA from Exophiala oligosperma, 1753 nucleotides. RefSeq lists its product as uncharacterized. The transcript has a single exon. Bases 177 to 1703 code for a protein of 508 amino acids. NCBI's taxonomy places the organism in Eukaryota, Fungi, Ascomycota, Eurotiomycetes, Chaetothyriales, Herpotrichiellaceae. The record is from RefSeq and is a predicted model, not a curated record. Gene Ontology annotation, biological process: carbohydrate metabolic process. Gene Ontology annotation, molecular function: calcium ion binding; hydrolase activity, hydrolyzing O-glycosyl compounds.
GUUAUUUCCUCUGUCUAGUCAUUUUUCUCGCAUAGAGUAUCCUUUUUGGUUUAGAUUCCCUUCUUUUUGGUCCAGGGCCACUCCUGUCCUCUGGAGCCUGCGAGAUUUCAUACUGCCAACAUAUACACCGGUUUUACGAGGUAUCAGGCUGCAGCCGGUGUUACGCAACUCCAACGAUGGCCAAAACCCCAGAGAACUACUGCUUGCUGCAAGGUUUCGAGUGGAACGUGCCGGCAGACCAAAAACACUGGAUCCGACUACGAACCGCACUGCAGAGCCUCAAGGACAUCGGCAUCGACAACGUCUGGCUCCCGCCGGCCUGUAAAGGCCAAGGCGGGUCGCAGGCCAACGGCUACGACAUCUACGAUCUCUACGACGUGGGCGAAUUCGACCAAAAGGGAGGCAAGCCGACGAAAUGGGGCCCGCGCUCCGACCUCGACGCGUUGGUGGCGCACGCCCAGGACGUCGGUGUCGGCCUGUACUUUGACGCGGUGCUGAACCACAAGGCCGGGGCGGACCGGCAGGAGAAGUGCCGCGUGAUCGAAGUCGACCAGGGCGACCGGACCCAGGAGGUCGGCGAGCCGUUUGAGAUUUCGGCGUGGUUGGGCUUCGACUUCCCCGGCCGAGGGGACACGUACUCGUCCCAAAAGUACCACUGGGAGCACUUCUCGGGGACCGACUACGACGCCGGGGCGGAGCGCACGGGCAUCUUCCGCAUCCUCGGCGACAACAAGCACUGGUCGCACUCGGUGGGCGACGAGGACGGCAACGCCGACUUCCUCAUGUUCGCCGACGUCGACUACUCGCACCCCGAGGUCGAGCGGGACGUCACGCACUGGGGCGAGUGGGUGGUGCGCGAGUUCAAGCUCGCCGGCUUCCGCUUCGACGCGUGCCAGCACUUCAGCGAGCGCUUCACCAACGAGUUCGUCGCCAACCUGGAGCGCCGGUUCGGGAAGAACUCACUCUUCCUCGUCGGCGAGUUCUGGUCCGGCGACGUCGACGAGAUGCUCAAGUACCUCGACGAUAUGGACCACAAGUUCUCCCUGUACGACUCGCCGCUGCUGAACACGUUUUCGCGCCUGUCCACGACCGAGUCGGCCGACCUGCGCGGGGUCUUUGACGGGAGCCUGGCCCAGGCCCGGCCCGAGAGCGCCGUCACCGUGGUCAUGAACCACGACACCCAGCCCGGACAGACGGUCGCGACGCGCAUCGAGGGCUUCUUCAAGCCCAUUGCCUACGCGCUGAUCCUGCUGCGGAACACGGGCUACCCGUGUGUGUUUUACGGGGAUCUGUACGGGAUGAAGGGCGACCACGAGGAGCCGCCGUCGUGCGGUGAUAGACUGCCUCACCUGGUGCUGGCGAGGAAGCUGUUCGCGUACGGCGAGCAGGAUGACUACUUUGACGACGCGAAUUGUCUGGGCUUUGUGCGCCGGGGGACAGAGGACAGGCCGGCGGGGUUGGCGUGUGUCUUGUCCAAUGCCGGCCCAGGCCAGAAGCGCAUGUUCGUGGGCAAAGAGCACAAGGGAGAGGUGUGGACGGAUGUGCUGGGCUGGCAGACUGACGAGGUCACGAUUGACGACGAAGGACUCGGCGGCUUCAUGUGUCCUGGAACCAGCGUGAGUGUGUGGGUGAAUCGAGGCGCCGAGGGCAGGGACAAGAUUGAUCAUCUAGAGUUUGAUUCUGACAUCUACAGCAUCGCGUGAAAGGAGAAGACAAAGACCUGAAUAGAUUAUUAGACAAAAGAGUGUGGGGU